This is a messenger RNA of Mycosarcoma maydis (corn smut), 2082 nucleotides long. RefSeq lists its product as uncharacterized. The transcript has a single exon. The record is from RefSeq and is a predicted model, not a curated record. Lineage: Eukaryota; Fungi; Basidiomycota; Ustilaginomycetes; Ustilaginales. The coding region runs from base 1 to 2082 and encodes 693 amino acids.
AUGCCUUCGCCAUCCCAGGAUGAUGUCUAUGCACAUCGCAUAAUUCGGCGACGAUCGAGUCGGUCUGCAGCUUGGCCCAGUGUGCUCGGAUUGAAACCGCAAGUGACUUGGCGCAAUGCGGUAGCUUUUCUCGUCCACUGUUCGGCUUCGAUCCUCUUCUUGGUGUUUCUCAACGCCUCGCAGCCAUUUCUGAUUCACCAACUGGAAUCUAUGUCCAAGCAGGCAGCAGACGGCGACCUUCCAAGCAGAGCUGGAUCGAUGAGUGGCUCGCUCAUCUUCUGUGAUGAGCUUCUGUCCACCUUCACCUCUCUCGUUUGGGGUGCACUUGCAGAGCUCGUCGGACUAGCCACUGUGACCUCGACAUCGUACCUUUUCAUCGCCGUCGGGCUUGUCUCGUACACCAUCCCCACCAGGCCAUGGCCUGACCUUGUCCCUGCCCGACUCGUGUUUGCGCUAGGAGGCAGCGGUGUAACGGCAAUGCUCUCAGGCAUUCUCUCCGAGUAUUCCGACUCGCCGCCGGCGGUGCAAGCGUCAACAGAGCAAGACGCAGAGUGGAGCUCGGACACCACUCUUUGUGCCAACUCGAGACAAGACGAUACAGACGUUGAUGCCGCAGAACAAUCUCGCCUGCUUCGCACAGAGCAGCAAGCACAACUAAGCUACAGGCACAACGUCAUCAAAGGACAGCCAAAGUGCCGACACGGUCGUGUUGCCGCCGUUGCGGGUGUAUUCACAGGGCUUGGUGCGCUGAUGGCUGUCUUCGUCCUCAUCCGCCUCCCUGAAAAGAUCGCUGAUUAUCUCGAACACCACGAGCCUGCCCUGUUGCUGCACAAGGCCAACAAAGGAUUGCCAGGUGACAAGUUGAUUCGCAGGGCGACAAUUGUGACUUUCUGGCUGGUGGCAGCUCUAGCGCUUCUCACGGCUUCAGUCACCGCUAUAGGUCUCAAACAACCCAAGGGCAGUCCACGCCGUUUUUCGACAGCCGAGGCGCGAUUCCAACGAUCCGGGCAACGACAACAAGAUUAUGGAACGCUGCUCGACAGCACCAUUGCAAUAGCUGAUGACUCGCGACAAGCGCGACGUGCACGAAUGCGUGAGCGACAGCAGCGUCGCACGCACGCGGCUUGGGCCAAUGUGAUACGUUUGCAUCUGUACCGAUUCCUCAGCGCGUCCGUAGGUGGCUUUCGAAUGGCCGGGCCUUUACGCAGAACGGCCAACGUCGAAACGACCGAGUUGGAUAAGCGCUUGGCAUGGGAGUUGCGCGUGGCAUAUCUCGGUGGAGCUCUGGCAAGAGCCUUCACAAUUGGAACCACCGCCUUCUUGCCUCUGCUUGUGAGCCAUUAUUACUACUCAUCGGGACUCUGCCGACAACUUCCGUCUCCAGACCCGAAAUCGCCACUUCCGAACGACGAGCUGAAAAAACUAUGCCGAGGUGCCUUUACAGCCACUGCCAUACUGGGAGGAACUGCUCAAUUGACGGCGCUGCUCACUUCGCCUCUGAUUGGACUGCUUUGCGACACUUUCUCGCCCAGCACGACCAUCUCGCUCACUUCUGCGUUGGGAGCGGUAGGGUUCUACCUGCUCGGUGUUGGCACAUCAGGCUUUGGUGGUGAUAAACAGACAGGAGAAGAGGUACCUGAUCCGUUGACGAUCUUAUCCAUCGCGGCUGCAGUAUUGGUUGGGAUCGGCCAGAUCGGAGCCAUCGUAGCCAGCCUGGCCGGAUGCGCUCGAGCUAAGAGCCUCGUGGUUGAGAAGCAGAUCCAGACGCCCGCCGAUGAGGCUGCGCACACUGCUUCUGCACACGACGCGGGGAGUUCAUCGAGUGGAACCAACCGCUGGCGACCGCAAUCGCUCGACAAGGACAAAACAGGACAAGGUGCGGGUGCAAUCGCAGGAGCAUACUCUUGUACAGGUUCAUUGUCGAUCCUUUUCAUUUCCAAGGCAGGCGGACUCCUUUUCGACAUGUACGUUCCGAGUCCUUUCCUUCUAAUUGGUGGCUUUUCUGCGCUCGUCGCCCUCUGUGGCGCUGGCGUAAGCACAGCAAGGCGCCUAAAACGUCUGCAGGGUCCGAGUCAAGCUUGA